CAACACAUGUACUUACUUGCAUACAUAUUUACACCCUGAUAUUUUUUAGAGCCGCCUCUCUCUCUCUCUCUCUCCCCAAUCUCUCUCCAUCUCUCCCUCUCUCAUUUCUCCUCACCUUCUUCUUCUUCACACGCAUCCCACACACACCCCUGAUCCACCCCCAUUUCCCACGUGCCCAAAUCCCCUCCACAUGACAGACUUCCGGCACCCCACUUCCGGCGUAAACCUCUGGUCCUCCGACGACCACACAACUUCUUCAAUGAUGGACGCUUUCAUCUCCUCCACCGACUUCUCCCCCUUCUUCCCCCCCCCUACUCCACCCCCCCACCCCAUCCCCACCACCACCUCUUCUUUCAACCAAGAAACUCUCCAGCAUCGUCUCCAAACUGUCAUCGACACCGCCACCGAGAACUGGACCUACGCUAUCUUCUGGCAGCCGGAUAACAACGCUACUUACGCCCCGUCAGCUUCCUCGAUUCUUGGCUGGGCUGAUGGGUAUUACAAAGGAGAAGAUAAGGAGAAGGCGAGGGCUAAUGCGAGUUCCGCCGAUGAGCAAGCUCACCGGAAAAAGGUGCUCCGGGAACUGAAUUCGCUGAUUUCCGGCGGGCAGACUGGGUCGCCUGAUGAAGCUGUUGAUGAGGAGGUGACGGAUACUGAGUGGUUCUUUCUGGUGUCGAUGACCCAGAAUUUCGUAAACGGGUCGGGUCUUCCGGGUCAGGCUUUUGUGGGGAACUCGACGGUUUGGGUUAGUGGGGGAGAGAGGCUGUUGGGGUGUGAGUGUGAGAGAGCGAGGCAAGCUCAGGUGUUUGGGUUGCAAACGUUGGUUUGUAUUCCGUCUGAAAACGGCGUCGUUGAGCUGGGCUCUACUGAGGUGAUUUAUCAGAGCUUGGAUCUGAUGAAUAAGGUGAGGGUUUUGUUUGAUUUCAAUGGUGGGCACUCGAGUUUCUUGCAGCAAGAUCCGGGUGUGAAUGAGUCCGACCCGUCUGCGCUUUGGAUCCGGGAGCCUUCUCCGGUGGUGGUUCCUCCGGUAGUUCAAAUUAAGGAAGCCCCUCUGGUGAGUCUGUCUAAUCCUAUGCAAAUUGCGUUUGAGAAUCAUAGCUCUAUUGGGUUGAACGGAAAUCCUGGAAACCCUAAUUCUAAUCCUAAUCCUAAUACUAGUAGUGUAAUUCAUGUUCCGAAUCAUCAGUUCGGUCGAAAUGAGGGGAGGGAGAUUGGGGUUAUGGGUAAGGAAUUGAACUUUUCGGGGUUUGGAUAUGAUGGAAUUAGCGGAAGUAAUGUAAGGAAUGUGGGAUUGGAAUCAAAUGGCUGUAAGCCGGAGUCAGGUGAGAUUUUGAAUUUCGGGGAAAGUAAGAGGAGUAAUGGGAGUAAGGUUUUGCCGUUUGGGGGAAUUGUGGAGGAUAGCAAGAAGAGAUCGAAUGAGGAUGGCAUGUGGUCAUUUUCUGGUGUGAAGUCUAGUGGUGUUGGAGAUUCGGAUCACUCAGAUCUGGAAGCUUCGGUUGUAAAAGAGCCGGAUGUUGUUAGAGUUGUGGAGCCUGAAAAAAAGCCGCGAAAGAGGGGGAGAAAGCCUGCGAAUGGGAGAGAGGAACCGUUGAAUCAUGUUGAAGCGGAAAGGCAGAGGAGGGAGAAGCUCAAUCAGAAGUUUUACGCGCUUCGAGUUGUUGUGCCUAAUGUGUCGAAAAUGGAUAAGGCUUCACUUCUUGGAGAUUCUAUAAUUUAUAUUAAUGAGCUGAAGGCCAAGGUGCAGGCAUCAGAUUCUGAGAAAGACGAGCUGAGAAACCAGGUGGAGUCUUUAAAAAGGGAAUUAGCUAGUAAAGAAACUCGGGGUUCAGCUGAGAAAGAUUUUAAACUGUCAAAUGGUCAUGCAAGCAAGUUGUUUGAUUUGGAUAUUGAUGUCAAGAUUAUAGGCUGGGAUGCAAUGAUCCGAGUCCAGUCCAGUAAAAAGAACCAUCCUGCAGCUAGAUUGAUGGCCGCAUUGGAAGAUCUGGAUCUUGAUGUUAGCCACGCAAGUGUCUCCGUUGUCAGAGAUCUGAUGAUUCAACAAGCUACGGUGAAGAUGGGGAGUCGAUUAUAUACUCAAGAACAGCUUAAGGUAGCAUUAACAGCCAGAGUCUCGUAACAAGAUAACCAUCUCGGCCGAUCAAUUUUUUUGUUGUUGACUGUAUCGAGGCUUUGGGGAAUUUUGAAGCUCCCAGUAGCUAAGAAUUUGUAUAAUGUUCCAUAUGUAAUUCCUCUGCCUUCAGUCCUGCUGUAGUAUAGUUGAGGUCAGCGAGGAGACGACCUAAUCUGGUAUAAUCCUACCUGGGAGCCGGAAAAGGCUAUAUCCUGCAUGGAAGCCGGGAUGCGGGGAGGUCAAGAUGUACGCAAUCUUACUCUUAUGUUAUACUGUUGUAUAUAACUAUUUACAAAAAGACCAGUUAAAUUAGUAGCAUUUUGUUCAUGUUAAUGGAAUAAUACAAGUGAUAUGCAGUUCUUGGUC
This is a messenger RNA of Daucus carota subsp. sativus, 2476 nucleotides long. Its product is annotated as transcription factor MYC1. Gene Ontology annotation, cellular component: nucleus. Gene Ontology annotation, biological process: regulation of DNA-templated transcription. The record is from RefSeq and is a predicted model, not a curated record. The transcript has a single exon. Lineage: Eukaryota; Viridiplantae; Streptophyta; Magnoliopsida; Apiales; Apiaceae. The coding region runs from base 191 to 2116 and encodes 641 amino acids. Gene Ontology annotation, molecular function: DNA-binding transcription factor activity; transcription cis-regulatory region binding; protein dimerization activity.